Messenger RNA from Biomphalaria glabrata, 2170 nucleotides. Its product is annotated as organic cation transporter protein-like. Gene Ontology annotation, cellular component: membrane. Lineage: Eukaryota; Metazoa; Mollusca; Gastropoda; Planorbidae. The transcript is spliced from 11 exons. Gene Ontology annotation, biological process: transmembrane transport. The record is from RefSeq and is a predicted model, not a curated record. Gene Ontology annotation, molecular function: transmembrane transporter activity. The coding region runs from base 213 to 2072 and encodes 619 amino acids.
UGCCAUAUUUCAUGACGUCAAUAUUUUGCAAAUAUAAUGUACAUUCAGUUGUAAGAUAUCAGUGUUAAAGCAUGUGUCUGUUUUAUUCUGAGGUUAAUACAAUCUUAGUCAUCUUGUAACUUUAAAAAAAUUGGAUUUAUUAGGAAUUAAGUUUCAAUUAAUAAGAAACAAACUUUGUUGUUGUAUUCACUCUUCUGUUGACUGCAGUCAUUAUGAAGUACGACGAAGUCAUACAGUUGACUGGAGAGUUCGGACCUUACCAGAAGAAAAUCUUUCUUUUAACAUGUCUGCCAGCGCUGUCCACUGCCAUACAAACUAUGAUCACUAUAUUUAUUUUAGCGGUUCCAGAUUACAGGUGUGCUAUUCCAGGUUUGGACAAUGACACCUACAAGAUAGAUAGCGAUGACCACUGGGCAUUAUUGAACUACACAAUAAUUUGGUCAGAUGCUGACCCUGACAACGCCAAUAAUAAAUGGGGCUCAGGUCAAUGUCACGUUAUAGCUAACAGAACAGCUAAAGACUUGGAGACUGCACACAGGGAUGUCACUUAUUCAAACACCACAGAGACAUGCCAUAGCUGGACAUACGAUAAAUCUUUUUUUUCGGGGACAUACAUCUCAGAGCACAACUGGGUGUGUCAGGACAUGGAGCUGAGGUCACAUGUCAACAUGAUCUACAUGGCAGGUGUGCUGACAGGAUCUUUGAUUUCUGGUCUGGUUUCUGACAGGUUUGGAAGAAAGAAGGCUUUACUGGUGUCUAUUGUGGCCCAGGUGGCAUCAAGCAUUAGUCUGGCCUUCGCCCCGAAUUUCAUAACAUUGGCUGUUCUUCGUUUUUUUACGGGCAUUGGAGACAUCGGCAUCUACAUGUGCUGCUUUGUGUUAGCUAUUGAGCUGGUGGGGCCUGUAUGGCGUGCUCAAGUGGGGGUGUUGAUCACCUACUUCUGGUGCGCUGGAUUGUUUGUCCUAAAUGGUGCCGCCUAUGCCAUUCGAGAUUGGAAGAUUCUGCAGCUAGUCUUGUCUUGCCCAACAUUUCUCCUCUUUAUAAUCUGGUGGUUUAUGCCCGAGUCACCAAGAUGGCUUCUGAACAGAGGAAAACUUCAAGAAGCGCGGGUCAUACUGGACAAGAUUGCUAGUGCCAACAAGACAACUUUACCCGAGUCUAUUGUGGACGUUGAAAAGGAAGGCAACUCCACUGGGAAAUUUAUUGACAUCUUUAAAUACUCAGUUCUUGCCCUUAGAGCGCUAAUCGUUUUCAUUAACUGGUUCGGAGUGACUUUGGUCUUCUACGGGUUAACCUUCAAUGUGGCUACUCUAGGUGGAGAUAUCUAUCUCAACUUCUUCCUAAGUAGUGUGGUCGAAACACUGGGCUAUACUUUAUGUCUGCUGGCUAUACCUCGUAUAGGACGGAAAAGGUUUCACUGUCUCGCUAUGUUUCUAAGUGGAGGAGCCUGUCUCAGUUUUGUCAUACCCGCCUUCUUAAAAACGAAAGAGCCUUGGGUCUCUAUUUUCCUGUCCAGUGUAGGCAAAUUUGGUGCUUCCGGUGGCUAUGCCACCAUGUUCGUGAUGACUGCUGAGCUGUUCCCUACCCAGCUGAGAAACAGGAUGGUGGGUACCUGUUCAAUGGUCGCCAGAAUCGCUGGGAUGGUCUCCCCCUAUAUAGCAGAUCUGGGUGUGAUAGUGGGUGGCUCUACCGGCAGCGCCUUGCCUUUCCUCGUGUUUGGAUCGUGUGGGAUUAUAACAGCUAUUCUCACACUGUUUCUACCGGAGACCCUUAACCAAAAACUGCCGGAAACUGUAGAAGAAGCCAUCAACUUUGGAAGAUUUCCAAAAGACAAGACUCUCGAAAUCUUAAGUCAAACAACUGUGUUUAACAGCCAGGGGUUAGAAAAGUUCACUACACCGAAGAAUAAAGACUGUCACUCCCACCACAGGUCAACUGCCAAUGAUCAUGUUUUGGACCAAAGCAAUACAGAUACAAAUGGACAUAAUCAAAAGCAGACGACAGAACAAGUGAAAAAUGUGGACCGGAACAAAAUGAUUCCAAACGAAAGUAUCUUGCUGGCUAGAUUUUAAACGCUAAAAAAAAAAUAGAUCUAUAUUUAUUUCUCAUGUAUGUUAUCUAUAGUGGGCAGUGUAUUGACCACAAUAAAUUGUAAAUACUGUUUAUAACA